Molecule: messenger RNA, 390 nt
Organism: Melampsora larici-populina 98AG31
Lineage: Eukaryota; Fungi; Basidiomycota; Pucciniomycetes; Pucciniales; Melampsoraceae
Exons: 3
Coding region: 1-390 (129 amino acids)
Source: RefSeq, a predicted model, not a curated record
AUGGAGGAGGAGCUUGGAAUCAUGGCGCCGGAUGGGAGGGCACUGACUGCUGAUGCCAGGCCAGCCUACCUGGAGGACUGGUCACUGAGUAGCAAACUUGCAUACUUGGUUUCCCAGCUCAAAAAGAAGCAUAGAACUUUGCAUAAAGGUCUAUGCAAGAAGACUGUCAUCUAUACCCAAUGGAGGUGUUUCAUGGAGUGGAUCAAGAUUGCUUUGGAUUGUAACGGCAUUGGCAGCAGCACCUUGCACGGUGACAUGACAACUCAUGAGAGGACAUGCCAACUCAACAGAUUCAAGAACAAUAACAACAUUGAGGCCUUUAUAGUAUCUAUUGAAGCUGGAGGUGUGGGCUUGAAUAUGACCUGUGCUGACGAGGUCUAUCUGAUGUAA